Messenger RNA from Miscanthus lutarioriparius, 357 nucleotides. The record is from the annotation of a GenBank genome assembly. Lineage: Eukaryota; Viridiplantae; Streptophyta; Magnoliopsida; Poales; Poaceae.
AUGGACGGCGCGGAUCUCCCCUCCCACUCCGCCGCCGCCGCCGCCGCCGCUGCCGCGGCCGACGCCGACCGGCCUCCGGAGAGCGCGGGCGACGGCGGCGUGGAGGACGAGCCUGCCGCCGCGCUCCCUCUGGAGCGGUGCGAGGCGCUGGCCUCCGCGAUCGCGGGGGUGCUGGCCGGCGCGCUGCGGGAGCACGAGGAGAGGGCGGCCACCACCGCCCGGAGCCAGGAUGAGGUUGCUGCUGCCGUCGACCGCCUCAACGGAGGUAGGUGCCUCUCCCCGCUCCAGCCUUCGACUUUCUCUGCUGCUGCUGUCCUGCGCUGCGCGCGUUGUGGCUUAGGGUUCUCCGGCUUCUGA